Molecule: messenger RNA, 288 nt
Organism: Rotaria sp. Silwood2
Lineage: Eukaryota; Metazoa; Rotifera; Eurotatoria; Philodinida; Philodinidae
Source: the annotation of a GenBank genome assembly
AUGCAGAUGAAGACAUUGGUUAUGUUUGGUUUUUUAGUUAUUAUUGUUAUGCUAUCAUCAUGUGAAGGCAAACGUUUAUUUUUUGAUAAUGAUGAUAAUGAUAUGACAUUAACUGAAGCUAAAGCUCGUAUGUUCUUAGAGAAUGAUAACAAUGAUGAUUUUGACAAACGAGCACAGAGUGGUGACUGUGUCUUAUGCAAAUUGAACACGUUUCGAUGCUGUAAACCAAAUUUAUGUGUUAAAAAACGAUUUCGACCAGAUGAAUGCAUGGAAGUCAAAGGCAAAUAA